AUGCUAGACUGGCUAAUGGAGAUGAGGCUGGUUGGAAUUGCCAUUCUCCUUGGGAUGGCAGAUGUUCUCCAUGCCUUUGCAAUCAUGGAGAAGGAAGAUGUAUUCAAGAAAACACCCUGCCCAGCCUUCCUGAUGUUCGACAAUGCUGCCUACUUGGCUGACAUGAGUUUUGAGCUCCCUUGUAAGUGCAAGCCAGAGGAGGUCACCUCAGUCGUGUGGUACUUCCAGAAGAGCAUGGGCAGCCGGCAGACUAAGGUCUUAACAGACUUUGAUGGAACCAUGUUCUUGGACUCUGGCCACAUCCGCGUGGGCAGCGACAUGCUGAAGCGCUUCAGCAUUAGGAUGUUCAGUCUCAUCGUCUUCCAGGCCCAGGUGAAGGAUUCAGGCCACUAUCUCUGUGGUACCAAGGAAGGGGACUUCUUCUAUGGCUAUGAUGUGGACGUGCAGCCCUCCCAGGCCAUCACCGUGGCCUUUGAGGACAGGAGCCAGCACCCACAGAAGGAUCACACAGAAAAGCAUUUCAGCGUGUUCACCACCUUCUGGGACUGGACCAAGUGUGACCGGUGUGGGGUGAGAGGUGAGCAACGGAGAAUUGGCCUCUGCUACGUGAAGAGCGCCUACCUCUACCCCAGGUACCGCACAGUCCCGACAGACGUGGUGUCCUGUGGCUCAAGAUCUGUCCCCGAGCGCUUCCAGGGCACCAUCCGGCGCAGGAAGCCCGAGGUUGUCAUCCGAAGCUGCCUAACGCCCUGUGUAAAGAAAGAGGGCCCACAGGAAGGAGUGCUGUCCAUCUCCAAUCUCAUUGCAAAGAUUGGCCAGAAACCCUGGCUGCCCAAAGUCCCCAUUCAGUUCCACAAGCAACAAAUUGGCAGCGGUCUGAUAAUUGCCUGCCCCGGGGCCAGGCCUGAGCAUGCAGUGGCAUGGGACAAAGAUUCGACCCGAUUGUACCGCACCAGCUUCCUCAUCGGGGUCAACAAAAGCAUGCGGGUCUUCAUUGACCAUGGCAACCACCUGCACAUUCGAUUUACCCAGCUGGACGACAGGGGCACUUACUACUGCUGGUGUGAGGGGCAAAUGGUUGCUGGCUUUCGGCUCUCCGUGGGGUUCCGAGGUCACCGCAAGCGAACCCUCGAUGACCCCGAGACGAGAUAUGCCAUCAAGGCCAUCCUCACAAGCUAUGUCCUCAUCACCAUAGUGUUCGUCAGCAUCCACGUCAGCCGCUGCUGCUGCUAUGUGUUCAGAUGCACUCCCAUGGAGUAG
Molecule: messenger RNA, 1260 nt
Organism: Gopherus flavomarginatus (Mexican gopher tortoise)
Lineage: Eukaryota; Metazoa; Chordata; Testudines; Testudinidae
Gene: FAM187A
Product: family with sequence similarity 187 member A
Exons: 1
Coding region: 1-1260 (419 amino acids)
Source: RefSeq, a predicted model, not a curated record